AUGUCACACGAUACGGACAAGUCAACAAAGUCGAGCAUUAUGAGUUCCGCAACGGAGAUGCAGGCAUGUGCGGUAUACUCACCGAACAAGGCUAUACAAGCGUUCUUGUUGGCGGCAAGUCCAAUAUUCCGGGAACUACAAGAUCUUCGAACUCGGGGCUGGGAGAGUCCAGUUGGGGACCGCUUCUUUGCGGAACAAAGACAGGUUGCAGACAAUGCGAGUGGACGCACGGCUGAGGUUUUCUACAAGAUGAUGAAGAAGAUCGCAAGAGAAAUGGAUCGUGACACAGGUGUCUUCGGAUUGCACUGGUCAUUCAGAAACCCACGGAGAAUCCUCGAUAUGUGUAUGGCGCCAGGAGGCUAUCUUGCAGUAGCAUUAGAACGGCAUCCUGGGGCUUCGGCGUUGGCUUUCAGUCUUCCCACUUCUGAGGGCGGACAUAAGGUUCUGUUGCCAGAGUCACUCGGAGUCCAGAUCCGAUACCUGGACAUCACGAUGCUCGCAGUCGAUAUGGGCGUGGAUCACAUCCCUGAGGAUCAUCCAGACAAAGGCAAAUUCGAAUUGCAGAAGGUUCUGCCUCCUAUUUCUUCUGAUCUAAUCUUCUGCGAUGGCCAAGUGCUGAGAACGCAUCAACGCGCGAAGUAUCGAGAACGUCGGGAGGCUGCAAGGCUGACGUCGAGCCAGCUUGCAUUGGGUCUACAGCAUAUUGAACCUGGCGGCACGAUGGUCAUACUGCUUCACAAGGCCGAAGCGUGGCCUACAUUGAAUCUGAUCUACCAAUUCAGCAAGUUUGCUACAUUAAAGCUAUUUAAGCCAGUCAGCUUCCACGCUAAGCGGUCGUCAUUCUAUCUAAUCGCAUCGGACGUGCGACCUGAUCUCACAGACGCAAGACAAGCUGUUGAAACCUGGAAAACACUGUGGAAUGUAGCAACUUUUGGUACAGAAGCUGCCUACACUGCUCUGAGCACGCCCAAAGAGGAGGAAGUGCACUACUUACUCAAUGCGUUCGGACAUGUUUUUAUAUCACUAGCGCAGGAUAUAUGGGCUACGCAAGCUCGCGCAUUAGCAAGGGCACCAUUCAUGCAAGCGUAG
This is a messenger RNA of Recurvomyces mirabilis, 1089 nucleotides long. RefSeq lists its product as uncharacterized. Gene Ontology annotation, biological process: methylation. The transcript is spliced from 2 exons. Gene Ontology annotation, molecular function: methyltransferase activity. NCBI's taxonomy places the organism in Eukaryota, Fungi, Ascomycota, Dothideomycetes, Mycosphaerellales, Teratosphaeriaceae. The coding region runs from base 1 to 1089 and encodes 362 amino acids. The record is from RefSeq and is a predicted model, not a curated record.